This is a messenger RNA of Phacochoerus africanus (Common warthog), 2970 nucleotides long. It is a transcript of the gene APCDD1L, whose product is annotated as APC down-regulated 1 like. Gene Ontology annotation, biological process: negative regulation of Wnt signaling pathway. The record is from RefSeq and is a predicted model, not a curated record. The transcript has 4 exons. The coding region runs from base 1 to 1539 and encodes 512 amino acids. Gene Ontology annotation, cellular component: plasma membrane. Lineage: Eukaryota; Metazoa; Chordata; Mammalia; Artiodactyla; Suidae. Gene Ontology annotation, molecular function: Wnt-protein binding.
AUGGGGCCUCCUGCCCUAGAGCGUAGGGCCCCUCUGCUACCGCCCGGCGGCACUCGGCCCCAGCAGGCAAGUGCGGCCCACACCGCAGAGGCGGCCGACACGGCAGGGGUUGGCCACCUGCGCUGGGAACCACGCUGCCAGCAGCCCCUGCUCAACAGAGCGCCCGUCACGACAUUGCUGCCCCCACGCCUGGACGGGCCCUGGAUCUCCACUGGCUGCGAGGUGCGCCCGGGCCCCGAGUUCCUGACGCGCUCCUACACCUUCUUCCCCAACCGCCUCUUCCGCGCCUACCAGUUCUACUACCGCGACGCCGCCUGCCGGGAGCCGGCCCACUCGCUGCUCAUCAAGGGCAAGGUGCGCCUGCGCCGCGCCUCCUGGGUCACCCGGGGCGCCACCGAGGCCGACUACCACCUGCAUAAGGUGGGCGUCGUCUUCCACAGCCGUCGCGCCCUGCUCGACGUGGCCGCGCGCCUGGACCAGAGCCGGGCCGGCCGGGCCUGCGCGCGCCGGCUGCCCGCCGCCCGGGCCUGGCUGCCCGGGGCCCUGUACGAGCUGCUGAGCGCCCGGGCUGAGCGGGACUGCGCGGCCGCCCUGGGCUUCACCAUGCACGAGCUCAGCCUGGUCCGCGUGCAGCGCCGCCUGCAGCCCAAGCCCCGGGCCGCGCCGCGCCUGGUGGAGGAGCUCUACCUGGGCGACAUCCACACCGACUGGGCCGAGAGGCGCCACUACCGGCCCACCGGCUACCAGCGCCCACUGCAGAGCGCCCUGCACCACGCUCGGCCCUGCCCGGCCUGCAGCCUCAUCGCCCGCUCCGACGAGCACCACCCACCCGUGCUGCCCCCGCAGGUGGCCCUGCCCCUGCGCCUGGGGGGCCGGUGGGUCAGCCCCGGGUGCGAGGUGCGCCCCGCCGUGCUCUUCCUCACCAGGCUCUUCACCUUCCACGGGCACAACCGCUCCUGGGAAGGGUAUUACCACCACUUCUCUGACCCCACCUGCCAGCAGCCCACCUUCACCGUCUACGCUGCCGGCCGCUACACCAAGGGCACGCCGUCGGCCAAGGUUCGGGGCGGCACCGAGCUGGUGUUCCAGGUCACCCGCGCCCGCGUGACCCCUAGGGACCAGGUCACCACGACCAUGCUCAACUUCUCUGAGCCGAGCAGCUGCGGGGGCCCAGGGCUCUGGUCCCUGGGAGCAGAGCGGGAUGUCACGGCCACCAAUGGGUGCCUGCCGCUGGGCAUCAGGCUCCCCCACGUGGAGUACGAGCUCUUCAAGAUGGAGCGAGACCCCCUUGGGCGGAGCCUGCUCUUCAUUGGGCAGAGGCCCAGCGACGGGUCAAGUCCAGACACCCCCGAGAAGCGGCCCACGUCCUACCAAGCGCCCCUGGUGCCCUGUGACGGGGUGGCCUGGGGCCUCUCCAGGGCCCCUCAGCACCAGCCUCUGCCACACAAGCCUGUCCGUGCCAAGGGGCCAUGUCCCCAAGAGGCCCCUCUCUGCCCUCUGCUCCUGGCUCUAGGGCUGGCCAUCCUCCAGUGGCUCUGAAACUGGCCUUUGAUUCCUGGACGGCACUUUGGGACCCUGCCCACCCCAUGGACUCCCCCCGGCACGGCCUCCUCCACCCAGGCCUCUGUCCUGGCCGGUUCCACAGCCCGGCUGGGUCCGCUCGGCCCGGGUCCCCGUGGCUUGGCACCCUCCAGAUCCACACCAAGGCCAGUAAAUUCGCAUCAUGACCAUGAACUUGGGCAUCGCAGCAGCGUCCAAGGCUCUGAGUUUCCUGAUGCUCGCCCCUCUUUUCCCCGGGUUGUCUGAGGAUCAGUGCUGGGGAACAGACCACACAGCCUCCCCGCCUGGCUGCGCCCCAGUUCUCUUCCUACGCUCUUGGGGUUCAGCGACAUGGGAACGUGGGUCUGCACAGGCAUAUGCUGCCGCGGCUCUCCCGAGUCUGGGGGUUGUUGUUUAAAGAUUAUUAAUUCGAAUUUAGCAAUAUGAGCUCAAAGCAGAGCCAUGAAUUAAAGAUGCUGCUUCGGGCUUUCCGAGCGCCUCAGCUCGCUGGAAGGGGCUCGGCUCUUUGGGGGCAGCUCGGCUUUCUUGAGUUGUGACUGCCGGCGUGUGUCUGCGCCCGCCUGCGCUUCUGCAAGUUGGGCCUCAAGCUGUCAACUCCUCGUGCGGGUAAAUCCAGCCCUUUGGGGCCCGCACACGCGUAAAGGCGGCCCCACCCGCGCCGAGCAGCUCGGCCUCCCUGGCCCACGCCAAACACCCGUGCGCGGGGCUGGGGACACAUCUGUGGGGGAAAGCGGCAUUUCCAGCCUUGGACGGUAAUUCACACUAAGGACAGCGUGAUACUAACGUGCUCUGUGAUUAGCCCUACACGGGUGCCCUGGCUUUUCAAUACUCCCCGGACUCGGCUGACAAGGAGGAAGAGGAACCUCUGGUGCAUCUUUGGGACCACCGUCCAGGGAGGUCGGGCCACCGGCUACACGGGAUGUCUGGCGGAGGAGACGGCCUCGCCUGGCCCGGCCUGCUAGCCACCACGCCGAUGUGCUGAGGUCUCUGCGCAGAGGGACUCAGGUGGGCACAGGCGGUGCCUCUCCAGGGACCCCUGCCGGUGCUCCCAGGGCCUUGUCUGUCCGCUGUGAAAUUAACUAGCACCCUGGUGGGCUCACAGGUUUCCGGGCCACUGUGCCGAUGACUCAAACUGCCUCCCCCACCGCGCCCUCCUCCGCCCGAGUCCUAUCUCUGCCUCUUCUCACAGAUCUUGACCAACAACUGUCUGGGAAGCUAAUGAUGCUUUUUCAGAGGGAAGUCCUUGUCCUCCCUUGGACUGUGUGGGGUUCAAUCCGCCCGCUGAAAUUGCCCGAGCUUAUCUUCCCAUUCUUAAAAACAAAAAAAUCACCAAGUAACUAUUCUCUGUAGGUCUCAGAGAGCUAUGAGUGUUUCUGGCAUAUUUACCAAAGUACAAGAAAUAAUUAGAUU